Molecule: messenger RNA, 2409 nt
Organism: Chara braunii
Lineage: Eukaryota; Viridiplantae; Streptophyta; Charophyceae; Charales; Characeae
Source: the annotation of a GenBank genome assembly
CGCUUCGCCCUUCGUCGGUAGGCUGCGGUUCGUCGCUGCGCAGUACUUGCUACGCCCUGCCCCUUCGACAUCCUUGCACUGUGACGCGCCAAGGGAAAAGGGACGACAUUCAAGGAUAUUCCAGAUUUCUUGCUGUUGGUUGUUUUGUUUGUUGUCUGCAGGGAAAAGGGACGACAUUAAAAGAUAUUAUGAACGAUCAGGUUGGGGUGACAACCCAAUUUGGCCGGUCCCGUGAUGGGGUCGUGGAUACAGAUGACAACCGAAUGAGGUUGCGGAAAUUCUCUGCCAUACAAUAAGAGAAGGUCCAGCAGCCCCGGGCUCGUAUCUGAUCGACCACUUGUUCCUCGUCCGUCAUCACUAGUGACUUGCGUCGUAAUCACUCCAGAGAGUCGGUUGAGGGUGUUGCCAGUUCUGGGCUCGCCAACAACACCAAUCGUCUCCAUCAUCGUUCGACAGAGUGGGGCGGUCGCCGUUCGCAUGUACGAUAAGUAUGGUAUCAAACACUGGCGACGAAUUGCGUGAAGUAGAAGUUUGUGACUUGAACAUGGACACAGAUGUGGAGGCGAGACACGACGAGAGCACAACGGCCGUGUUGACAGCAUGUAGGGCAGAGAUCGAAAACCAACAGCGACAGAUCUUUAACAUCGCAUUAGAGCUUCAUUACCAUAAACAAUUGUUGACUCAGUCUCGAGAAGAGCUCGAGCGUGUUAAACUACAGCUUGCUGACAAGUUGGCAGACGCGGAACAAAGAAUGCGCAGUGUGAGGUGGCUGCGAAAAGUGUGGCAUGACAAUACUGCGGAGAAAGAAAAUAUGAAGAAGAGAGUGAAAGAGUUAGAAGACCUGUUAGAAACGCGCAAUCCAAGACGGUCUACAAUAGUGCAGAGCCCUGCAUGGGACCUUAUGUCCUGUACUGACAACGAAAAAUGUGUUCUAAGGGAAGGAUGGACAUCUUACAAUAGCCAGGACGACGGAGUUGUCUCGGUCUGCACAUCCGACGAAAGCAUCUGCGACCUGUUGACAUUCUCGCAUGAUUAUAUCAACAUGAUACUGAGAGACCCUCUUGGCGUUCCAUUUUAUGUGACAUACACAGAUGGAGUGUUGCGUUACGUCCAAUACAUGCCUGGGGAGGAUUCGCAAACAAUGUGCAAUGAUUGGAAACGAAGAAGUGGGCACGAUAAGGAGACACACUUUUCAUCAGAGGCGGAGAGCCCGGAUGGGGGCAAAGAUGUGGAGAGGCCAGAUGAAGAAAACUUGAAUGACGCAGGUUGUGGUGAUGUGGAACAGGGAAUGGGGGAUGCAGAACCAUCUGCAAGGUUACAACAGGGAAUGGGGGGUGCAAAACCAUCUGCGAGGUUAGAACAGGGAAUGGGGGGUGUAAAACCAUCUGCGAGGUUAGAACAGGGAAUGGGCGGUGCAGAACCAUCUGCGAGAUUAAAAGAAAAAAUGGGGGGUGCAGAACCAUCUGCAAGGUCAAACGAGAUGAUGAGGGAGAAGACAAAGAAGCAGAAUUGCGGCGUGUCGAAAGGCAACGGCAAAGCACCAGCUGUGGGGGACAUAAAGAUCCCAAGUAAGCAAAAAAUUGGGGUUGCAAAGCGGCGACGACGUCCUGGGAAGGCUACAUUAGCAGAAAUCCGCCACCUGCAACGCACUGUUCAUCUUUGCUUGCCUUUCAAGCCAUUCUUGAGGCUUGUACGGGAGAUCGUCAACAAAGAUGUGGCACCUGGACGUGGGAUGAGGUUCGAGUUGGUUGGAAUGCGUGCACUCCUGAAGGCUGUUGAAGCAUACCUCGUGCAUCUCAUGGAGAAUACAAAUGAGCUUGCGAUCCACGUGAAGAGGGUGACAAUAAACGUGAAGGACAUGAGGCUCGCUGAUGCGCUAUGGAAACCACGGUGGGCCGUGGUUUUGAAAGGCGUCCAGGAUAAGAGAAGGGCAGAAGAAGAGAGGGUGAGGAGGAGAGAGGAAAGGACAGCGGGUCGUACAUCGGAUAAGUCGGGCACGUCAAAGAGGAAAGGUGUGCCCCACAAAGGAAAUGCGAGUAAAAAAACAUGAUAUGAAAAACGAGACUGUCAUCACCAUACUUAUCAUGUUUUCCCAAUAGACAAUGGUAUGUAAACCUCCACACAUGUGUGAUUGUAGAAUUUGUGUACGGAACGGAUCUUACUAGCUCUUUGGUCUAUGGUAUCACUACAUGAGACAAGACAUUAAUUUAUUGAGGUGUUGAGGACCCAAGGCAUGCGAGGAUAUGAUGUCGGUGGUUGGGAGAGAAAGGAUCACUAUGCAGUCUGUUUAGAUAUGAUGUCGGUGAAUGAGACACAAACGCGAGUUUUUGAGAUAGACAAACGGUGAUUGUGUAGAGUGAGAAGGAGUUGAUGGUAACAUGGGUUGUUUCAUAGUUGGUGCUUGACAGC